AGGGUACCACAAGAGCACCACAAGAGCACCACUCCCCUGUAGUCUAUAUCCUCGGCCAUCCUGAGAUAUAUCCUAUUUACCGUCCGUACGACCGAGCGAUUUCAAAACAACUACAAGUUGUACCAAUAGACAUAUCCACAUCAUUACCAAUCCCUUCUACUUGAUCAACACAUCAACGUACUGUGGUCUUAGACUAUUCUAUUCUAUUCACCACUCUAACAUUCAUAAUUGCGGUACAACUCACCCCACGACAUUAACCGCAAUACACACCGAGAUGCCUUCCUCUCAACGUCCAUUCUUUCUCUCAUCCUUCCUCGCCGCUUUUCGGCAACAGACACCUCCGGCCCUGUCAGCUUCAUCACAACCGAACAAGCAUACAACACAACCGUCAUCGAGUCCAUCGACUUCCGGUGCCCGGUCCAUGUCGUCGUCCUCACACUCGCAUUCUCAGAGCCAAUCAUCGACGCCCCAGCAACAAACAACGCAGCGCACAGGAGGUGUCAUGAACCAACUGCCGAUACAGUCGCCACCGCAUAGACAUCACCACUCCCCACAGCCACAUCGUCCGGGCAUGCCGAUACCAGGGUCCGGUCGUCGGCGGGGUAGUGAUAGCAGUAGUGAAGGCUUCCGUGAAGUGCUAGGCGCUGAUAAGUGGUAUAUCGGAGGUCGGACAGCCGGAGGCGACGAACGCUUCUUUAAGUUGGGCGUCGUAAAGAGAGUUCGGAGUCAGGAUCGACUAAGCCUGGAUAGACUGAGCCUAUGAUGGCCCCUUUCGCGCUAGCCAUGUGGCUGGAAGAAUGAUGAUUAUUAAACGGCAGCCCAUUGGAUACAACGAAUGCGAUAUUGCCCGUUGAAUUGGGAAGU
This is a messenger RNA of Hypoxylon fragiforme, 864 nucleotides long. RefSeq lists its product as uncharacterized. The record is from RefSeq and is a predicted model, not a curated record. The transcript has a single exon. NCBI's taxonomy places the organism in Eukaryota, Fungi, Ascomycota, Sordariomycetes, Xylariales, Hypoxylaceae. Bases 275 to 763 code for a protein of 162 amino acids.